Molecule: messenger RNA, 4273 nt
Organism: Stereum hirsutum FP-91666 SS1
Lineage: Eukaryota; Fungi; Basidiomycota; Agaricomycetes; Russulales; Stereaceae
Exons: 5
Coding region: 183-4004 (1273 amino acids)
Source: RefSeq, a predicted model, not a curated record
GUCUCAGAAACGCGAGGUGUCGUACUUGGCUACCGGCACUACUUUGCUUUCGCACAUCAUCUCCAGACGCGUCUCUACCUCUGCGACACACCCAUCCCUCUACAAUCACUCGCGAGAAGAUAUCAUUCGCAUAUUCCUUGGUCUAAAAGACGCGUCUAUACCAACCUUAACGCCUUUCAGCAAUGUCUACUUCUUAUAGCUCGCGACAUAGUCGAGCGUUUAGCCCACCGCUGUCCACCAACGGUGCUAGCACAAUAAACCCUCAAAUACAACGACUGCAUAUUGUAACACGUCUAGCCAUCGAAGGGAAGGCGAGGAAGGAUGAGAGCAAUGUGUCGAUAAAGAUGUAUCUUCGGUUGACUGUACCUGCGGAUAGUGUUACACCAGGAAGUGCUAUUCCUCUGUUCAACGAGGAAAACGUGAAGAUACUCGAUUCCGAAGUCCACCCUCUGGACACCAACUCCGUCCCAUACCUCUUCUCAUCAUCGACAUCACCCCUUCUCCACAAUGCCGCUCGUGUUCUGAACCUUCCUGCACGCUCACAACAGUCCUAUCUCACUCUAUUUGGCCAAAGACCUGCCAGUUCAUCUCGCUUCAGCUCUUCAUCCUCUCCGAAAGAUGCGGACAUACCACGUUUGGAAGAGAAAUACACCGGCCACAUCCUCGUAAGCGGGUACCAAGUGUCUUUUGUCCUCCCUAAAGAGUUUCCUCCACGAUCACGGAUGAACGCAGACGACGCAGAGCUGCGUUCCCGGCCAAACCUGAAUGCACUUGUCACACCGAGGCAUCGCAGGGGGUCCAUAAGCGACAAGAACGUGAUACAUUUCAUGGCGGGCAUCAGUAUGAUUGUGCCAUACGUCUCUACGCCUCCAAGGGCGCCCUAUCUCUUGUCUAUCCCUACACCCUCCUGUCUCUCCAACCAACUCAAACUCCGUAUCUUCCCACCGAACAGCCUCCCCUCAACAUCCUCAUCUUUCCAAUCCCUCUCCUCCGCCUCCGAUGUCACAGACCCUGACUCCUCUCCCUCCUGGGACAUGACUGCCGACCCAUACGUCACGCGUACCGUCGGUUCCCGUCGUUCUACCAACUAUCAGUACCAAACCUUCGCUGAUGACGAGAGCAGCGAUAGUGCGAGUGCACCCGGAUUCUCGGAUGGCGUAGGUAUCCAGGGUACAUUUCCGAGCACGGAAAGGAUACGUGUGAGAUGGGCUAUGCCUGUGAGGGGCGUGGACGAUGGGGCACAGGCGCAGGGUGGGAGACGGAGGGUGGGCGUGAAGAGCGCUAAGGGUGAGAUGACGUGUGCUGUGCUCGGGAGAGGACGAGAGCAGGAUGGAGAGGAGAGGGAAGGAGUGCUGAUGCAGUUGGACUAUAAGGGGUCUUGCAAGGGCGUCUGGUUCCCGGGUGUGGCGACAUUGUUGGGUAUGGACGUGGCACUGGAAGCGAAGAAUUGCGAGGUUGCGUGGGCGAGAGGAUAUCCUCAGAAAUGGACGGUUACGGGAGGGACGGGAUUUACUGGACAUGAAGUCCUUGGAGGCUCGCGUUCACCGUCUGGGAAAGAUCGCCAGGCGUCCUUGGAUACGGCCCAGGCCAAUGCAUCUUCCGAGGCCAAUCCCGCUGGUGGAAGACCGCUAUCGAUCGCUAGCACCAACUCGACUUCGUCUCAGCCUUCGCUGCUGCGUGGUCCCUUGCCUACAGACACUAAUAUACCCGACUAUUCCUUCGAAGGUGGACAAAACACGCCCUCCGAAUCCGGCAUGUCCUCCAUGCUAUCUCGAAGUCGAGGUUCAUCGCUUGCGGCCGAUGUGGCGGAGGACGAAGAAGAAGAUAUUCCUGCACCACCGGGGGCACCAGUGACACUCCACCUAAACAUGAACGACCUCCUCCCACCGAACAAGAACGUAUUCACAUUCAACAUGUCCGGCGUCGUGCUCGUCGUCCCACGGUCCUCAAGCCCUCACAGCCGCGAUAACUCGAACCUCGGGUCUUCCGAGUCGUCAAAUGACGAUCGCACACACUCACGCUCGCACCCCAAUACACCUUCACGUUCUCAGUCUCACUCCCAAUCCACCGUACCUAAAGAAGAACUAGCCGUCUCACUCCCCCGCUUCCGUGUCCUCGCCUCCGACAGUGAACACAUCGAAACAACAGUCAAGAACGGACUGGACAUUGGCAUUCCGGACGACGUCGACGUCUAUGCCUCUGCGGACCCUAAAGCCAAGAAAUCCGAACUCUCGAAAGGAGGGAGGACAAAGAUCAGCGCGGAGGGCGGGAGGGUCGUGUUGAAGGCCCCACCGCCACCAAGCGCGUUUGCGGUGGGUCCGCCUUGGUCGCAGUUCCAGCAACAGCAAGGGCAAGGGCAGCAGGCUGGGGCUGGAGAUAGUACGAUGACGUUUGAUGAGUAUGGGAUACCGAUACCCACUGGGGUGAGCUCGGUCCAUGCGACGCCACGUAUGGGGGUGCGAUCGGAGCCAGAAGGUUAUAACGUCGAGGGUUCGAGCACGUACCAGACGCCGAAUCGGCCUCAGAGCCGGAAUCGAGCACGAGCGGAUUCGGACGCGAGGAUGAGUGUGGCGAUGACGGGGGGUUCGAUGAUGACAGAUACGUGGGGACCGAGUUCGGGGUUGACGUCUAUGAUGUCGACGAGACCGAGGAGGGACGGACCGUUGAUGCUCCCGACGGUCAAGGUCACUGUCACACCGUCUAUUGGUUUUUCGAAUGGGAGCGAAGGGUCGUAUGCUGUAAGGUUUGAGUGUCCGGCGCCGGCGGACGAGGAGAACGAGUGGUUGGAGUUUUAUCUCGCGCAGAGUGCUCCUAAUAUCCCGGCGAGGGCUAAAGGGAAGGAGAAGGAGCGUGACGACGGUGAUCAGAGCUGGGCACCUCCUGCUGUCAAGGUCGUUACCGCCAGCGUUGACGGUGUACCGGUGAAGGUCGACAUGUCGGCUCCGACGAAAUUGGAGGAUAGUUUGAAGUCGGUGAUGCUCCCAGUGGUGUCUGACAGUGGCGGAACACAGUGGGUUACACGCGUGAUGGUAAGAGUGGGAGAUGUAAGUGGUGGAAAGGUAGAGGUGAUUUAUGUCGUGGAUGGGGAGGAUGCCAGCGGAACGGAGCAGGGGGAGGGGAAGCAGAGAGUUGUGGGUGUUGCAUUACCGAUGUUCAUCUUGCCGGUCGGGUGGCUGCAGGUCGAGGUGGAGUCUGUCCCAGGGUUCGGCAUUCAAUCUUCGUUUACCUCGCGACACGAGCAACGGGCUUCGCAAUCAAGACCACACCGAUUCACAAAACACUCACUUCCCGAGUACUCUCACAUACCCUUUUACCUGCACCUGACGCCCUCCGAUCAGCCUAUCAUGCCCUUCUCAUUCGGCUCCUCGUCUUUCCACAAAUUCUUCCGAUACCUCACAUACACCGUAGUCCUGUUGCUCAUACUCAGCAUGAACAACGACCUACGACAUCUUCGAAGAGUCGUCGAGUCAUAUUCUGGGCCAGGGCAAAGACAAGGGGGAACGGAAUGGGACGCAGCGGCUCCGACUGUUACUGUCACCGCUACGAUGAUCUCCAGGGGAGAAGGGUACUGGUGGAAUGCGCAACCAUCAUCGUCCGCAGCUUCUACUUCUCCCGCUACAUCCUCUGCCCCCACACUCCCACUCGACCAACCUUCCACACCUGAACCCACAGAACCCGGCAUCCACGUGAUCGACGUCACGAAACCGUCACCCAAAACCAAACCCAAAGCGAAGCCUCACAAAACUAAGCCUCAAUCUCGCUCUUCAUCGAAUACCGACGCGCAUGGCCAAACGACUGCUCUCCUUGACCCGCGAAAUUUACCUUUCUCCCUGACGUGGCCUCUGAGAAUCCCUCUCGAGGUCCCGUUUACGGCCCAGGAAGCGAUGGAUAGCGUCAUGGAUGGAUUGGGCGUCUUCUGGAGGUUUGCGAGGAGGGUGUACCAUUGGCCUUUGAAACCGCCGGAAGAGGAAGAUGAAGAUGAAGAGGAGGAUGACGAAGAGUAGCUUGGUGCUUACGGUUUGAGAGGGGAGUGCUGAUUGCGCAUUUUGGGGGCGGUGAUGUCUCUUGUUUUCUAACUGUUUCUGCUCCUAGGCUUGUGGGCCGUGUGCGCUUGGUGUUCGACUAUGUCCUGUACUGCUGAUUUUCUUUUACUUCGUAUACCUCUGCGACGUCGUUGAUAGACAAUAUGCUUUGUCUGGCCGUACUACAUACCACUCUAUAGUGCACAUAUACCUGUUUUAUGGUUAUGUAUACGCGUAUAAUUGUAAUGGAU